CGCCUUGCUCUUUCCCCGCCACUCCUUCGUCCGACCUCGCAUAACUUAUGAACUAAAUCUGUUUAGGUUGCGAUACAGUGUAGGAUACGGCGAUGUCUGACGAUGAUCCUAUCUUCGUCGCUGGGGACGGCAGUCCGCUCAAGAUUUUUGUCGAGCCGACUGACGUACCGGACAGGGCGGCAAGGCUCAUAAAGAAACUCAAGAAAAGUGGUGCAGAUAUAAGGAUUAGUCCUAGGGAUGCUGAUAUAAUUGUCGUGGGCGAAGAUGUUGACAUUCGGCGCAAGGUGGUGAAUAGCAGCAAGGACAAGAUUAUCCUGGAUUAUAAAUGGGUUCAGGCCUCCUUGAAGCGUGAUGCAGCUUACUUGGACAGGGAAAACUGGGGUCGAUACCGAGUCUUUCCUGAAGACCGAGAAGACGAGUGCGUGUUAGUACAUGCUGUCCACGGAGUUAGCCAAGAAUUGACUCUAAAAAGUGCACUACCUACUCCUAGACCUACGCCCGUCAACGACUCCGCUUCUGCUCAGAACACUGUAUCGAACUCUCUGGCUGCCCAUGUACAACUAUUACCCUCGCAUAUACCCACCGCUCCAGCUCAGUUUUCGUACCCUCUCCCAAACAGCCAACUCAACCCGCAAUUGACGACCCUGCUCCAGCAGCUAGUAGCUGCAAAUAGCUCCGUCCUUCCACAGCAGUCUGCACCUCAUACUCAACAUUGGGCCGCGGAUCCUGCCACUCUCCUUUCGGGCCCAACCAUGCUGAUUCCGGUGCAGCUGCAGCAGCGAAUUCUUGACCACAUGCUGAGCCUGUCGCCCAAUAGCAGUCUUAGUUGGCAGCUCGCUCAGCUCGUCGAGCAGUUCACUAAGCAGCAGGCCUCCGGCCACGGUAUCGUACCUGGGCUGUCCACGCUUCCCCAGAUUAAUCAUGCCCCUCUUUCCUCCCCUACGCAACCGCACAUGCCUCCUCCACUCUCCGGAUACAAUCAUAUGUCUGCCCCACCUUUCACAUUCCAGCAGGGUAGCUCGAGUAAUCUGCCUUCAUUCGGACAAGCGGGUUCAACGUCAGCAUCGCAUCCAUCUGAAUCCAUUUCGGCAACGGUCCCAGUCAAGCGUGAGCGGCUAGGCAGAGACGACGCUUCUUCCCGCCAGAAGAAGCAUCGGAAGCCCAGCGCUGAGGACAGCGACGAUGAGAGACAGGCCCGUGCAACCCCGGAGCGGUCAGCUAAGGAAACCCCAGGACUUUUUGUCGAUAGAAAGGGAAGACCUAUUCCUAUCUAUGUGCAACACGCAAAGUGGCGAAACAAGUACGUGCCGGAUAUCCAGAAAUUCGGUGGGAAGAUUGUCGCGAACAUUGCGGACGCAGACUAUGCAGUGCUGUUCACCCAGGCAUUGGGCUCCUGGGACUACCUGCGCACCGCGGUCGAGGCUGGCACGCCUGCGGUGAAGGCUUUGUACAUCACGGAUUGCCUCGCCAAGGGCAAGCUCCUCAAUUCUUCCGCGUACUCCUUUGAGGGUUCUCAGUUGAAAGACGAACAUGGGAACAUGUACGUGGCGAAGUUGGCCGAACUUCGCGCGCAGUCGAGGGAGGAAAAGCAAAAGAAAGCCCCAAGGAAUCACCAAAGCUCUUCGGAAGAGGAAGAAGAGGAGGAGGAAGAGGAAGUGAGCGAGGACGGUAAAGCAGUCAAGCGAAAGAAAUUGGCCGGUAACCGCUUUACGGAGGAAGAGUUGACUCGAGCACGCGAAUAUAUCAAACAACUUUUCGAGAAGGAGCCUAAUGCAUCUAGCGCGGCAGUAUGUCAGGCGCUCUGCCAAAAAAUACCCACCCACAGUGCCGCCUCAUGGAGCUUUAAGCUCGGCGGAUUCGAAGGUUCUAUCGAACUUGCUCGUAAGCAAAUGAAAGCUAGAGCAAAAGCUGAGCAAAAGCCUGCGAAAGAAGAUAGUGCACUGGCAGAUCCCGCGCCCGCAUCGCCGCCAGCCCAGCCAAUAGCCGAGCCUCAACCUUCUGCUCCAGAGCAGCCGCAAGAAGGCCCUUUCCAUGAGGAUCUUGCUGCGAUCGUGGACCAAUUUGUGCAGGUGGUCAAUGGACAGUACAACAAUGAAACUGACGAAGAAGUGUUCGCAAUUCUUUCGGACAGGGCUGCUUGCAGGACUGCGGCUUCUUGGCAAGAAUUCUACACCAAAUAUCAGGACGUCAUUGAAAACCUAGUUCAAGAAUUUACUAGCAGUACACAACAACCGGCAUGAUUUUCGAGAACGAAAUGGACAUUAUUCUUUCAUGUUUAUAUAUAUAUUAUCCAAACAUGUCAUGUGUCUGGACAGUUUUCGGCCACGGUAUGGAGGGGGACGUGCGAAGCAAUACAAGAUCAUUUACGUAGGGAAUACCCGCAGAAGUGGCACCGUACAGGAUGAUAGAUCUUGCUUGUCAGGCAUAUGUCGAAGUUCGGGACUCUCAAGUUUUCUAGAGACAAAACCGGUAUUCUUUUAACAGCGCAUGCAGAUAUCUAUUGGAUGAUCCCGUACUGGAGGAUGACAUGUCCUGGAUGUAACGCAACUGUUCAUUCCUGAGUUUGACUGCUAAGACUUGGAUGAGGCUGCUUGAAGAACCGCUUUCUUCUUUCCUCCUUAGUUUCUUCCGAAGAACCCGCGAUGUCCCCGCCACCGUAAUCGAAGGUUCCGACAGCGGCUCCGAGGACUGCGCAGGAUGCAAUGGCAGCUGGUAUUGAGCGAGCUGUGGACGGAAAGGAU
Molecule: messenger RNA, 2741 nt
Organism: Phanerochaete carnosa HHB-10118-sp
Lineage: Eukaryota; Fungi; Basidiomycota; Agaricomycetes; Polyporales; Phanerochaetaceae
Exons: 6
Coding region: 93-2240 (715 amino acids)
Source: RefSeq, a predicted model, not a curated record